Molecule: messenger RNA, 1725 nt
Organism: Trametes versicolor FP-101664 SS1
Lineage: Eukaryota; Fungi; Basidiomycota; Agaricomycetes; Polyporales; Polyporaceae
Exons: 4
Coding region: 8-1564 (518 amino acids)
Molecular function (GO): protein binding
Source: RefSeq, a predicted model, not a curated record
UGCUAUCAUGUCCGAUCGCGAGCCUUUCAUAGGCGACUACUUUCGCUUGCAAUUGCCUCCAGAGCUCUGGGGCCUCGUCAUGGAUUAUCUGCCGAGGGCGGACCAACGCAGCUGUCUCUCUGUCUCGGCAGCGUUUCAUGACCUGGCGUGUCCCCUCGUCUUCUCUCGCAUCGUUAUUCAUUACGGACUUUGUAGUGCGCAGGGGCCUGAGCCACCUGGACCCUGCCUUGCGAAAUCCGAUCUUCGACUCUUGGAAUGGCGGAUAAUCACAGCGAAAGAGAUACUACAACGCAUCGCGCGCGACGUACAGUUCGCGCGAUCGGUCAAGGCGAUAACCGUCCUCGCAUACCAGAUGGGCAGCAAUGCGGGAGAGAGCGACUCGGACUUCGAAACACACAUGGUCAUCGCGCUGGAAUCGCUUCCGCGCCUUCGUGUCUUUCAAUGGUACGGCUUCAGGCCGCCGCUCUCGACCUCGGUCCUCGGUGCUCUGGCGAGGGCCGCCGGAUCAAGGCUAAUCAAGCUAGAUAUCUGUGGCGUACUUGGCAUAAACCAGGAUGCAUCGCCGUACGUGGCGCAGUUCAAGGCCCUCAGAACACUAUCGUUAACAGGCGAUGUCAUUCAUUUCCCCAUUUCCCGAGGAAGCAAGGAAGACUUCCGAAUCAUGUUUGCACGCUGCGCUCAACAUGUCCCUUCCACUCUCCUUCACCUCUCUAUAUGGCGAGAGGGGAUAUGGGCUAUUCCGCUUCCCGUCCUCUCCGGGCUGCAAGAGCUAUCCAUGCUGGAUCCAACCAACCUGGAUAGGCUCGGCGACAUCUUUGGGCACUGCGCUCAGCUACGGUCUCUGGCAAUAGCAUGCAUCGGCGCUGACUGUGGCCUAGAAGUGCUCGCCGCGCUGCAGGCGGCGCCAAACGCCCUUCCGUACCUCACCUCAUUCAAACUUGUCCUAUCGCGCGAGGCGUACAUCCCCGAUGCGGGCCCGUUCAUCGAGUUUUUCAAGAACAAAGAGGGGAUGCGGCGGCUCGACCUCCAGUUCAACCGACUUUACCCUUUUGGGGACGUAGACGAGUACAGCCGCUUCCUCGACAUCUUCGCCCAGCUUCCACAGCUCCAGGUCGUGGGGCUGGACCUCACAGGUCCGGCCCUCCGCCUCGAGCAUUUGGAGCUACUUGACGAGCGACUCCCACUUGGCCUCUCGGCGCUCCUCCUCAAAUGGUCGACCUACACCUCCAUCGCUUCCGGCAUCGAUACACAGGACUGGAUUGACAUGCUUAAACGGCGCCCUUCCCUGGGCUACUUGCACACGCUCUACACCGAAAAUGAUAUAUCCCUGGGCACUGUGCUGGACCUGGGCGAACCGCUUCUCAUGGACCGCCCGCCUGCAUUGCGGCUCUUUGGGUAUGGCGCGCAGAUAUGCAGCAUCGAGUGCGACCCUGCGACCGGCGAGUCGAUGUACGGACCGCCCUGGUCGGAUGCGGCGGUCAGUGUAGGGGCGGUGGAGGACUUCGGCUGCGAAGACUGGGCGUGGCUGAUUAGGUAUCACACGCUCUUCGUGCGGCCAGGGUGACGCUGCGCGUGCGCGCGACGCAAGCCGCCCUGUAUCUGAGGAUGGACGCCAUUUUGGCUUCGUCCUUGCGUGGAUAGUGCGCAGAAGGACUGUUUGUUUUGAUGAAAUAUGGACUGUGUUGCUUGUUGUAUGACGUGAACUACACCAUCUGGCUACGUAGC